UUGAUCGCCGACGACGCAUUGAGAACAUUACUCGAAGCAAAGUUUUACAAAAAUGCCAUUCCAAAGGUUUAUAUAUUUGUCUAUUACCAUUAUUCUAUAACGUAUUAUUAAAUUUUGUUUAUUGUAUGGACACAAAAAUUUAGGUAUCUGAGAAAACAUGUGGAACAAUAAGUACCUCGUUAGCCAAUCAGGUUGCAAGGACGGUCAAGAACGUGAUCCUUAGCACAUAGUGUGUUCGUUGUGAUCAUAACCCCAGAAAUUGUCCUUUUUCUGGUACUAUGGCGGCAGUUUUCUCCAUAGAGCCUCGAUGAUGGAUUGCUUUGAUACCUGUUCUGCGUCUUUGCCAAAUAUGUGAGAGAAAUUGCCGAAAUGGAGCGUGUUAAACGAGCUUCAUCUGUUCGAGGUCGACUUGACUUCAAUGUUGACGAGGAAGAAAACAGUCACUCCAUUCUCCGCAAACACCAGUCCCUUCCACCAAAAAGGAAGAAUGUCCACUUUGCUGAUGGCUUUGGGAAGCCUUUAGUUUCAGUGUACAGCGAUGAGGAGUUUAAUAUGCACGUUGCCUUAGCUAUGACUAAGCGCGAACUACAAAAAUAUCAAAAGAUCUUGAAUAUUUGCUUCUCUCAACCUGUGGCUUUGGAGGGUUUCAAACUUCGACUCGAAAAUGAAUUUGUCUGUAUGGAAAACGCCUCAACAUCACGCAAUACCAUCAUGGGUACUAUCAAGGUGAAGAAUAUUUCUUAUCAUAAGGAAGUUUUGGUGAGAUAUACACUAGACUCUUGGCACUCGUUCACAGAUGUCCCCGCGAGCUACGUCCUGGAUUCGUUUGAUGGUAAUUCUGAUCGCUUCUCUUUUGCAGUGACAAUUCCAGAGUAUUUUAUGGCUUCUGGGGGAAAUAUUGAUUUUGCAAUUUGCUUUAGAGCCGAUGGUAAAGAGUUCUGGGAUAAUAAUUCUGGACAGAACUAUAAAGUCGAAUGCAGAGACGACGGAUCCAAAAUGGCGGGCCCGUCUGUGAAUGGCUUCUGAAAAGCGAAUUGACUCAUAUCUGUGUAAACUAAUGAUAAAUAUUUAUAGCUCGGAAAAUCAAUUUUUAGUAAAAAAAAUAUUUCUGCUAAUAGUACCCGAAGUGUCGGACAAGUUGCUAACGAAUUAUGUUUGUUAUUAUAUGAGACACUCAAUUGUUAUGAUAGAGGUGCAACACCAGCAGAAAGACAAAAAGUCAGUUAAAGAAUAGAACUGUAUAAUAUAAGUAUACCUUACAAACCCCUCCUCCAAUGCCUAAGGAAAGAUUAAACUUUUAAUAACCUCUUUAUAUGAGAUCCUUUUAUGUUAAGCAUGAAAUGGUACAGCUGAAACAAUAAUUUAAGGCUUGUCACUUUUCAUGUAAAUAUUAUGAGGUGAUCUCUGUUUCUGACAGUAUUCAGGAUGGUACCUAAAUGUUUAAAUCGCCUUCUAUUUCUAAUUGUUUUACUCGGUUUAUAUAUACCAAGUGUUUGCUCAUCUUGAAGUUCGUGCAAAUCAGAACUUAUCUUGGUUAAUCCCUGUGCUAAACAGCCCUGCUGUACUUGGCUGGCCACACGAUUAAGGAAAUGUUUGAGACUCCCAGCAUGGUGGUAAAACAGCCAUGCGGGGCCAAGGUUUUGCCACUGGUGCUGUUUGUACGGUAUCAGACUGCUAGUGUCAUGAAACUAAUUCUUAUACACUUUUUUUUAGAUGGUUAAAUGUGGAGCAAACUGUAAAAGAAAGUUACGUAGCCAUUCCAUUGUUAUUGUUUUGAGGUGACUGGUGUGACUGUUAGUCAGAGAUUAGAAUUUUGUGUGUCUGACUUUAAAAAAUAAACAAAUUUAUAAGCCA
This is a messenger RNA of Nematostella vectensis (starlet sea anemone), 1854 nucleotides long. Its product is annotated as protein phosphatase 1 regulatory subunit 3B. Gene Ontology annotation, molecular function: protein phosphatase 1 binding; glycogen binding. The transcript has a single exon. Gene Ontology annotation, biological process: regulation of glycogen biosynthetic process. Bases 370 to 1026 code for a protein of 218 amino acids. The record is from RefSeq and is a predicted model, not a curated record. Lineage: Eukaryota; Metazoa; Cnidaria; Anthozoa; Actiniaria; Edwardsiidae. Gene Ontology annotation, cellular component: protein phosphatase type 1 complex.